Durusdinium trenchii is the source of this 694-nucleotide messenger RNA. The record is from the annotation of a GenBank genome assembly. NCBI's taxonomy places the organism in Eukaryota, Dinophyceae, Suessiales, Symbiodiniaceae.
CUGGACCUUUCUUUGCAUAGAAGCAGCCGCCAAAGUUUGAUGUUUUAAGCAGCCGAAGCAGCCACAAAGAACACCACCAGCCUUGCUCCUCGGUUCUUCCUCGUCAUCCCAUCGCUUCUUCAGCAGCGUUCUUCGCGUCGCGUCGCUGCUUCGUCGCCGUCGCGCCGUCGUAGGUGAAGCUCAUCGAGAGCCGGGGGCAUGUGGUCUUGGACGUGGGCAAGUCGGUCUUGGAGAUCAAGAAAGGCAUGGACUUCAAAGCCAAGAAGCCCACCGAGGCGCCUGUGGCACAGUUCACGGAUGAGUCGCUGGCCACCACGGCCUUGGCCGAUGCCUCCGAACUGGUGAGUAUGCUCAAGGGUGCGCGGAUCACGGUGGAAAGCCACGUGAAGCCUGCCGGCAAGGGCGCCGAUGCCUUCUGGGAGCAGAUGGCCGAGAACCGCGCCACGUUGAUCCGAGACCACCUGGCGGCCAAGAUGGGCGACGAAACUGGAGACAUCGUCGCCAAGGGCUUGCAAGGCCCCAAGAGCAACAACAACGUGGUCGUGAAGCUGGACCUCACGCCACCCGAGAAGUGAACGUCGCGGCAGGAGGCGAACGUCGCGGCUACUGGGCUACUGUCGAAGUGUCCGAAACUGGCCGUGCUCUCGGGCCGACUUCAGUUGAAGUCAAAUAGGUGGGGUAGAUGGAAGUGAAC